AACUAUAACAUACAUACUCGAUCUAACUGCACUGCAGUCUGCAUAUAUGGCUUCUUCUCAUCAAAAAAAUAAUUGUAGCACAGACCUUACCUUGGGUUUGGGUUUGGGUUUUGCAUCUUCUUCUUCUUCUUCAUCCUAUAAUAACCAUCUCCCUUAUAUCUCCAAACCUAAGACUCCUAUGUCGUCAUCUGGGCUGAAUCUCAGUCUCUCCUGCGAAACCUCGGAUCACGUGAUGAACAAGGUGUCCGCCGCCGGUUUGUGUCGUCAGGACAGCUCUACUUCCUCGUACCAGUCGAACGCCACCCCCGCCAAAAGGGAGAGGGAGAUCAUCGGUAUUAAUAACUCCAAAGCUGCUUCCAGGAUGCUCAUCAUCAGUGAUGAAGAAGAGUACGAUGAUGGUUGUAAUAUAAGGAAGAAACAUAGGCUCUCCAAAUCCCAAUCCGCCCUUCUAGAACAAAGUUUCCGCCAACACACCACUCUCAAUCCGGUACAAAAGCAACAGUUAGCCAGGGAACUCAAUCUUAGGCCCCGACAAGUUGAAGUCUGGUUCCAAAACAGAAGAGCCAGAACGAAGCUUAAGCAAAUAGAAGCAGACUACGAGCUGCUGAAGAAAUGUUGCCAGACGUUAACCGAUGAGAACAGGAGGCUAAAGAAGGAGGUACAAGAGCUUAAAGCACUGAAGCUAAUGAAGCCCAGCUUGUACAUGCAGGCGGCGGCGCUAACCAACUGUCCGUCCUGUAGCGGCGGCGGCCACGGUGGCGCCGCCUGCAAAACCAAAACCAAGACCUCUUUUACUUUGGCUCCCAUCCCUCAUUUCUACAAUCCAGUAACCAGCCCCUCUGCUGCUUAGCUUCAAUCUUCAUUUUUAAUUACUGUAUAAUAUUAAUUACUCCCAAACUUUUUUUUUUUUUUUUUGGUGAGGUCUUGUUUGUAAAUAUACGUGAACAAAAUUUAUUACUGCUGUUAAGUGUUAACUC
This is a messenger RNA of Ipomoea triloba (trilobed morning glory), 977 nucleotides long. RefSeq names its product homeobox-leucine zipper protein HAT22-like. Lineage: Eukaryota; Viridiplantae; Streptophyta; Magnoliopsida; Solanales; Convolvulaceae. Gene Ontology annotation, biological process: regulation of DNA-templated transcription. The transcript has 3 exons. Gene Ontology annotation, molecular function: sequence-specific DNA binding; DNA-binding transcription factor activity, RNA polymerase II-specific. Bases 47 to 850 code for a protein of 267 amino acids. The record is from RefSeq and is a predicted model, not a curated record.